AUGGUGAAGCUCAAGAAGCUGAAAGUUUUGUUGAACCAAAGAUCUAUUGAUACCAGCCUACUAAGAAGUAAUAACGCGAAAGUGAAGGUGUACCAAGGUAUAAAUGAAAACCUAAGUAAAUUGAUAAAUUGCUGUUCGGCAACACAGAGCCAACCUGAAGACAUGUGGCAAAGUUUAAAAUCGGCUAUUAUAGAACCCUGCAAGAAAUAUCUGAAACCUGAGAAAAGAACAAUGCGAAAUGAUUGGAUGACUGAUAAAAUUUUGAUGCUUAUGGGAGAAAGAAGGAACCUGAAAAAUACAGACAGACAGGAAUAUAAAAGAAUACAGAAAGUCAUCAAAUAUAAAUAUCGUCAAGCUAGGGAGGAGUGGAUACAAGAGGAAUGCACUGAAAUAGAAAAUCUGCAAAGACUUCACGACUCACACAGUAUGCAUAAAAAAAUAAAAGAGUUUACUGGAACUGUUCGGAAGCAAAAAUCGUACAUUCUUACAAAUGAUGAUGGAGACAUUGUGUUGGAGAUUAAAGAUCAGUUGACUCUAUGGGAACAAUACAUCGAAACCCUUUUCAACGACCAAAGAGAAGAAAUCACUACCAGCAUUAAAAAUGAAAUGGGGCCAUCUAUUUUAAAGGAAGAAGUGCAAGCGGCAAUAAAAGCAGCCAAAGAUGGGAAAGCGCUUGGCCCUGACGAUCUACCUGCAGAUGCGCUCAAGUUGAUUGAAGAACAAGACUUAGGUGCUAUCACUUCUCUAUUUAAUAAGAUCUACGAAACAGGGAUGAUGAUACCAAGGGAAUGGCUCCAGUCGACGUUUGUCACAAUUCCAAAGAAGCAUAAUGCCAAAAAAUGUGAAGAACACCGCACGAUCAGCCUUAUGAGUCACACACUUAAGAUCUUUCUCAAAGUCAUCCACCGCAGGAUUUACAGAAAAUUAGAAGAAGAUAUAGCAGAUACUCAGUUUGGCUUUAGAAAUGGUUUCAGUACUAGGGAGGCUUUGUUUGCCUACAAUGUCUUAAUGCAGCGAUGCCUUGAUGUCAAUCAAAACGUAUAUGUCUGCUUUAUUGACUAUAAUAAAGCAUUCGAUAAAGUAAGACACAAACAACUAAUAGAAGCGUUAGAACAAAAAAAUCUCGAUACAGAUAAGAGAUAUACAAAUAAUAGUAAAACUGUACCUUAA
Sitophilus oryzae (rice weevil) is the source of this 1170-nucleotide messenger RNA. RefSeq lists its product as uncharacterized. The record is from RefSeq and is a predicted model, not a curated record. The transcript has a single exon. Lineage: Eukaryota; Metazoa; Arthropoda; Insecta; Coleoptera; Curculionidae. Bases 1 to 1170 code for a protein of 389 amino acids.